Messenger RNA from Ilyonectria robusta, 756 nucleotides. RefSeq lists its product as uncharacterized. Bases 1 to 756 code for a protein of 251 amino acids. The transcript is spliced from 3 exons. The record is from RefSeq and is a predicted model, not a curated record. Lineage: Eukaryota; Fungi; Ascomycota; Sordariomycetes; Hypocreales; Nectriaceae.
AUGCUAUCGUCGGCAGCCGCUGGAUGCUCAUACCCUCAUCUCCCUGACACUCGAUGCUGCCCUUCUCAACUAGACCAUGAACAAGCAGAGCAGAAAGCACAAAGACCACAUGAACAAUAUGUGACGACGCCAACACCAACGGCUCCCAGUUGCCCACCCGAGCCGAUCGUCACAGGCGGCAUACAGCCAUCGUUGCAGCCGUCGUCUCAGCACUGCCCAUACUACCAGGAUCAUUUGUGGCGUUCUACUCCUCAAAUGCCAUUGGCAUCACUCAGGGCUACACAACGGAACUCUGGGCUGGAUAAACUGGACGAAACAUCUCCGAACACAAGCUGCAAAGAGUCGGCGUCAGCGUCUACCGCCCACACCCAUGUCACCGCUGAUGCCAACAUUGCGUCUUCAAGACUACCAGGUUACUGCAGUCCGAGGGAUGGCCGGUCGAGAGGGUUCAGCCCUGCACGUGGACUCUACGGGAAAGACAGAGACAGAGACAUAACUGCCCAGGAGAUGCUUCUUUAUGUCCCCCAUGCGACGGAAGAACAUAUGGUGGUGGCCCAGGAUUACAGUCUCCGGCUCGAGCUAGGCGCAGGCGAAAGGGUCACAGACGAGACGCAGCGGCGAGGGCAUAUUGAACAAGCAACCACCCGCACAACCAAGUAUAGCCUCAGGAUUGGUCCGGCGACUGCUUGGGAUCGACGAUGGGAGCGCUCACGCUUCAUCCUUGUUGGCGACGACCCUGUCCGACUCAAGUUCUAG